Linum trigynum is the source of this 3679-nucleotide messenger RNA. NCBI's taxonomy places the organism in Eukaryota, Viridiplantae, Streptophyta, Magnoliopsida, Malpighiales, Linaceae. The record is from the annotation of a GenBank genome assembly.
GUCAAGUUUAGGGCCAAAUGAUUUCGUAAACAAUCUCUUUAAAGAACAUACUCCCAUAGAUUAAUUGUCCAGAGCUCUGCUAAUAUCAUAUCACUAUUAACUAUUAAGAGACAAAUGACUAAUAAAAAGAAUCUCCAGAUUUACUAAACUCCCAACUCGACCAGCCCCCUUCUACGCAAUAAUUUUUCCUUCCAAAGAAGUAUUCUGCGCAAUUGUUUACAAACUCAAUUGAGAUGAAAAGAGAGGGAAAAAAUAACAAAGUUUUGGGGAGAAGAAAUGGAUGCUACAAAUAUGGAUUUUCAUGUUCUCACAGUCAAGAGAUAUGAUCAAUUUGACAGGAAUUGUAACUACGAGAGCGAACUUUCGCAUGAACACCAACACUUUGACACGACAAGACUUUUUGCUAUGUCGGGCUAGCAUUUAUAGUCUGCGUGACAUAGUCAAAGAUGGGUUGCCCGAAAACCUCUACCUACAUCAAAGCUUCCUUCACGAUCUUGAAAUCGGCACUCCCAAAUGCAACCAAGUUCCCAAGGAAUGCCUCCGAAUAGUUCGCCAGCUAUUGACAUCUCGGAGACACCAAUGCCAUCUGGCAUCGUGUCAAUUGUGGGUAUGUGAGAAACUGCUACACAUUUGCUCUUAUUCCUUGUAGCAAAGACAAGUUCAUAUGCUCUUUGUUGGAGAGUGGAGACUAUGUAAGACUUGCAAGUGUUGUGAUGUUUAGAUUAACGAAUUUAUUAACCAUAUCCAUAUGUGUCAUUAAUAGUAGAUUUUGAAUGUGGGCACUAUCAUACAUAUUACCCGACUAGUAAGAAGUUGAAGUUCAAUUAGAUUAACUUGAAAAUAAAUUACAUUUAGUGAUUCACACCGAUCAUUUUAACUAUCAAAAGGUCAAACCUAGAGGAUUAAGUCCUCUUAAGGUUACUCAAUUUGUUUUUUCAUAGCUGAUUUAAAUGAUUCAUUGAUUUUCCAUAUCUUACCUUUUCCACAUCCACAAUUACUCAUUUCACAUGUACAACCUCCAACAUAAGUUUACACACCCCCAUCAAGAGAACAUGGAAAUGUUUGCUUUUACUUCUUCUUGCAAAUGCAAAUGGUGACAUUGAUCAUGUUGAUUCAUUCCAAUCCAAUGGAAGAAAGAAGCCACUUGCCGUCCCAUUCCUCCACUCCCCGUUAUCUCGAGCUACUCCAAACAAAAACAAAAAAAACAUAAACCGACACACAAGUAUAUAAACAAGGGAAGAAUAACCAAGAACGUAUCCACGUUUCCACAUUUGACGCAUAACAGAGGAAACAAAAAAGAAGGAAAAACAGAGUUCCUACCGUGAUUCCCCUUCAGACUGCGACGCACUACUGACAUGGCUUCUGCUUCGAUGCCGUUCGCCGCAACUUUCUCUUCCUCGCCAUUGCAGAGUAUCGCUGAAAAGGCAAGGUCUUAUUCUCCUACCUUGCAGUCGCUGGGCGUUUCCCUCGCAUCAUUCAGGUUAUCCCCGCUCGCCUCUUCCAGAUCAGGGUUUCUGCAACAUGGGUUCUCUUUGCAGUCCCAGAAACUAGUCGGGGUUGCUCCAAAGACUCGUUCUUUUGGCGUUUUCGCCACAGCUGCCACUGAGAAAUCUAUUCAUGACUUCACUGUCAAGGACAUUGAUGGUAACGAUGUGUCUCUAAGCAAAUUCAAGGGCAAAGUUCUGCUAAUUGUCAAUGUUGCUUCGAGAUGCGGUUUGACAUCUUCGAACUAUUCGGAAUUGUCGCACAUUUAUGAGAAGUACAAGGCACAAGGACUUGAAAUCCUAGCCUUCCCUUGCAACCAGUUUGGAGGCCAAGAACCAGGAUCGAAUCCUGAGAUCAAGCAAUUCGCUUGUACUCGAUUCAAAGCUGAAUUCCCAAUAUUCGAUAAGGUUGAUGUAAAUGGACCGAGCACAGCCCCUGUGUACAAGUUUCUCAAGUCUAGUGCUGGGGGCUUCUUAGGCGAUUUGAUCAAAUGGAACUUUGAGAAGUUCUUGGUGGACAAGGACGGGAAGGUUGUUGAACGUUACCCGCCAACAACAUCGCCUUUCCAGAUCGAGAAGGAUAUCCAGAAGCUGCUCGCCGCGUAAAUACCCAGCCUCCCCAAAUCACAUUGAACGGAUCGAUCAUGUAUACUUAAGUAACACAUUUGUUUGUACACGUCUGCAUACAGACAUCACGUAUAUACAUGUCUUAAGCCUUUCGGUGUUAGUAAUACUAAUAGUGCUCUGUGUACUCUCAGACCUCUGUACACUUCGAUGAUUUUUGUAGUUUGAAGGGACGGUACUUUUGUUAAUUGCAUAAGGUAACAGUCCAAAAAGGGAGAGUUGGGUGUGUUUAAGUAAAUCCAGAAGCCAUUAACGGGCUGCAACGCCAACAAUCCUGGGAUGAACCGAACCCCAGCAGCAGCAAGCUCAGGUUGCUCUGUUCUGCGAGUUCUUAACCUGCAAUCAAAACACAAGCUCAACAAAGUGGUAUCACUAUCAUUAGUCUUAGAAAACACAAAAGAGCUAUUGGUACUAUGAUGCAACUGGCAUAGAUAGAUGAGCUUGUGCAAAGAGUGAAGUUUCGAGUCGUGUUUCAUCUACCUAGACCAAUAUCUUGAACGAAAUUCUUUUGUCAAGUUCAUGUUCAAACGAGUCGCCCUACCCGCUUUGAUGAUUGCUCUUCGAGGUUUUUAAGAAUAGCAAUUUUAGGGGGAAUUAAUUUAUUGAUGGAGUAGAAGCAUUGGUUUCUUGAUGAUAAGAAUUGUCGCCGUUCUCCUUCAUUUCCAUCGUAUAUGUUGAGCCUAUCAGAGUUGCCUAUCAGAACACUGAUGAUGUUUUGUUGAAGGCACGUGUAUUGGUCUGGGGUGAAAUUGAUAAAAAAGUUCACGGUGGAUGAGCACAAUGACCAAGUUUGAGGGUUCAUUUAUAUAAACGUUUAAAAGAUUUCUUUUGCAAUGAUAUGAUCAAAAGUUGGAUGAACAGUUGAUGAUAUAACUCAUUCUAAUCAAAAUUGGAUGAAUAGACAUAGCUCAUAUUAUUCAAGGUUUUUAUUAAAACCAUUAUAUUCAAAGUUAGAUGAGCAUAUGUAGGAAUGGCAAUGGGGCAGGUCCGGGGCGGGUUUUUUGGUACCCAGACCUGCCCCGUGGCAGGUCGGGUAAUUUAUCACGGGUCACGGGUCGGGGCAGGUCGACCCAAUGGGUAUGCAAUUUAUAUGAAAAAUAUUAGAAAUAUUCGUUGUUUUUAUUAUAAGACCAAGGAAACAAACAAUAUUAUGAGAAAUAUAGUUAAAUUAUUGGAGAAAUUGAGGUUUUCACUAAUUUAUGUCUUUAUUAUAGCUAAGAUUUGAUGUAACAAAAGAGAAAUCUUAAGUAAUUUGACUAAAAUUACGUGUAAUUUAGGCAAGAACGGGUCAAGAAUGGGGCGGGUCGGGACAGGUCGGGCCGAUGAGAGUACCCAUGCCCGCCCCGCCCCGCCUACGGGACGGGUCGGACCCCCCCCAAAAAUAGGUCAAACAGGUCGGGUAAAACGGGUCAGGUCAAAAUUGCCAUCCCUAAGCAUAUGUUGACACAAUUCAUGCUCUCAAACACGUGAUGAAUUUAUGGAUAUCUCAACCAAUUAUUGUAUUUUCGACAUUGAUGACGUCAUAAUUAGCAAAUUUUUAUAUCUAAGUUUAAAAAAAUUACAUCAAAAUA